AUGCCAAUGGCGCCAAUGUCUUCCUCCCUGUCCCUGAGGCGUCACGCGGUGUCCGCCUUGUGUUUGUUGUGCGGGCUCCUGUGCGCCGACGCGUCCGUGCACGGAUACGCGGGCGAGCGGUUCGCGGCCGUGGGCAACGCCUUCGUCCUCAACGGCGGCAGCGAGGGCAUCUACUUCUCCCCCUCCGCGGACUCCUUCAUCCGAUUCGAGAAGGUGGCCUUCAGGCGGACGCCGGAGUCCGCGGCGGCGGCGGAGGACGACGGCAACCGCACGGCCACGGUCACCGCGGUCCUCUUCGAGGCGGCCGACCGCGACGCCAUCGGAGCCGCCGCCGCCGUCCCCGGCUCCGGUUCCGGCUCGCCGCGGCGCGAGCUCUGCUGCACGCCGGCCAUGGCGCGCCGCGGCGCGUGCACCGAGGGCUCGCUCGUCCUCGCGCACCGCGCGCCCAACAACGCGAACAGCAGCUCGCCGAAGGUGCUCUCCGCGUCCUUCCUCCCAGGCGCCCUGGAGGCCUCCUUCCCCGACGAGACCAUCCCGGUUCCCCGCACCGGCAUGUACAACCUCCGCUUCGUCCACUGCCACGCCUCGCUCGCGGCCGUGGCCGUUGGGAAGACGAUCUGGAAGAACGGGCGCGGCGGGUACCUGCCGGGCAGGAUGGCCCCGCUGGAGACCUUCUACGGCGCCAUGUCGCUGGCCUUCGCCGCCCUCGCCGCCUUCUGGUUCCUCCGCUACGCGCACCACUGGCGCGAGGUGGCCCCCGUCCAGAACCUCCUGACGCUCGCCAUCGCGCUCGGCAUGGUCGAAGUCACCGCCUGGUACCUCGACCUCGCGGAGUUCGGCGCGUCCGGCGUCCGCCCGCCGGCCACAACCUUCUGGGCCGCCACUGCCUCGGCGUCACGCCGGGCCGUCUCCCGCGUGCUCGCGCUCCUGGUCGCCAUGGGCUACGGCGCGGCCCGGCCCACGCUCCGCGGAGGCGUCGGCAUCAGGGUGGCCGCGCUCGGGGCGGCCUACUUCGCGGCGUCCGAGACGCUCGAGGUCGUCCAGCACGUCGGGGCCGUCAGCGACGACCAUGAUCACUACUCGCCGGCUUCGGGGAAGACGAUCCUAUUCCUCCUCGCGCUCCCCGUCGCCGUCCUCGACUCAACCUUCAUCUGCUUGAUAUUCGUCUCGCUGUCCCGUACCCUCCGCAGGCUGAGGGCGAGGCGGUCCAAGACGGCGAGGCUGCUGGACACGUACCGGAGGUUCGGGACCGCGGUGACGAUCGCGGCGGCGGUGUCGCUGGGGUGGGCGGCGUUCGAGGCGCACUUCAGGUGGACGGAGGGCGAGGAGCGGUGGCGCGUGGCGUGGGUGAUCCCGGCGGUGUGGCAGCUCAUCUCCUUCGCGCUGCUCUGCGCCGUCUGCCUGCUGUGGGCGCCCUCCCACGACUCCGCCUCCAGGUUCGCAGACGACGCCGGCGUCUUCCGUGGCGAUGACGACGGCGUGGAAGAGGAGGAGAAGCUGCCGCUGGUCAGGGUGGCCGGGCCGCUCUCGUACGUGGGCAGCUGGGCGUGCUACGUGACGCGGGACGACGACGCCAAGAUCAUACUCAGGACGGACUCCGGCGGCGUCUAUGCCAUGUCCGGCCAAGAGGGGAAACGAGUUUAGUCGGGGGUCUGAAAUGAAUGAAUUCGUUAAGCCGAGUCGUGUGGCGUUGUUGUUGUGCUCCCGAGUUCGAUUAGCACGGGGAAAUGACGAAUGGCAAGGUGUAGGCGUGUAGCUCAUGUAAAUUGUUUGCACGUUUCACUCGUGUCACGGUGUCAGUUAAAAUUGAACAGCAAAAGCGUACUAUGAAUCGAUGCAGAGGGGAUACUUUUGAACGCAGCUCAUAUAAGUUGUUUGUACAAA
Molecule: messenger RNA, 1884 nt
Organism: Brachypodium distachyon (stiff brome)
Lineage: Eukaryota; Viridiplantae; Streptophyta; Magnoliopsida; Poales; Poaceae
Product: transmembrane protein 87A
Exons: 2
Coding region: 1-1644 (547 amino acids)
Biological process (GO): transport
Cellular component (GO): membrane; Golgi apparatus
Source: RefSeq, a predicted model, not a curated record